Molecule: messenger RNA, 2116 nt
Organism: Hyla sarda
Lineage: Eukaryota; Metazoa; Chordata; Amphibia; Anura; Hylidae
Exons: 2
Coding region: 1405-2016 (203 amino acids)
Source: RefSeq, a predicted model, not a curated record
GCGCUCGUGCAGGCUACCGGUAGAUGAUGUGCGCUUCUCACUGACAGCAAGGGGCACUGUUCUACAGGUCGCAGGGCAUCCCAGUCUACUCAUCCAUAUCCUUUAACACCUUGGCGCCAAUGGAAAUACAUUCACAUCCAUUUGUGGCUCCCGGGGUAUGAUGCACGCUAAGCAGGUGAGCGCGCAUCAUACCCGGUAGCUAUAAGCAACCAGGUCCCCCGGCUAAUGCUGGACAUAGCCGAUUGGGCUGAUGUUCGACAUUAUCCCUUUAGUUGCAGUGAUCAAACUUGAUCGCCAAGUCUAAAUCAAAAGUAAAAAUUGCCGGUUAGCUCAGUGGUGCUGUUUGGGACCGCCGCUGUGAAAUCGCAGCAUCCCGAUCAGCUUGCAGGAGGUGAGGAGGAUGUUCAGACACAUGGUAGACCCCUCAAACAGGCAGGAGAGAAAGGUGAGCAAACAAAAGGCAGUCUUCUGAGGAGAAUCACUUGAGUAUAAAGAGAAACUAGAAUUUAGACCCAUUGUAAAGGGCAAUAGAAGCAAAAGCAAGCAAUAUUUUUAAUGAAGGGCAUGAACAGAAAUUGCUUCUCUUUUCAAAAAGUGACCAUGGCCUUUAAACAAAUAUUCUGGUGUUUUAAAGAGAUUAAGCUGUUGGGGCCGUGAAAAGCCUUGGUUCAGGAAGAGUCCGCUCCACCAGUCACUGAGUGACAAGACAUCUCUGGCCAGUGGUGAGCUGACGGGACAGGUCCUGCACAGGAGGAGAUUGGGGGGGGGAAUUUUAAUUCAUGUGUCAGCAACAUUUUUCAGAACACGAAUACCCACUUUAGUGGCAGCACCACCAUAGUUUACAGCCCUACUUACAAAAGCAAUUUCUUCUCCAUUCCUUCCAUUUUUUAUAGGAUAAGUGAUUCUGAUCUAACAUAACCACAUAUGUAUGGAAGCCAUGACGUUUGCCAAAAAAAAAAAGCCCAACUAGGAGUUAAGACUUGUUUACACCUGAACAACAAGUAGUAAGUGUUGGUUAGAAUUCACUAGGCACCUGCUGCCAUAGUCUUACCCCAUACGUGUCAUAGUAUAGCACUUAGAAUGUUCCAGAUCUAUGAUAAUAUGAUGUAUCUAAAUGGCUUAAACACAGCAGGCAAUGGCUGGCUGCUAGCAGACACAGGGCAAGGCCAGUAAACCGGGAGAUAAUGGCUUCACAGGCCCCUGGUAAGGAAGUGAAAUCUGAAGUAUAAAGACAACACAAAGGAGGAAGUAAGGGAUUUGUCUGUAGCACAAUAGUAAGGUUCCUAUAGCAGUGUCACGGGUGACAGGACGCGGCCUGGUGUCAUCAUAGAUAGCAGUGACUGGAGAUCUGGAGCAAUGGGGUUCUAAGAGGGAAUCCAGAGGCCUGCGCGGCCAGCCGGACACAUGUGCAGCCAAUCACCCUGCGGUACCGGGGUCAGAACACGGGGGGAGAGCAGCUUGCGCCGAGCCAUGGAGAGUACAGAGGAAUGGCGGCCGGCCAUUGACAUGUCGUCGAGGUUAACACAUGAGGAGUGGAUAGAAAUUGUGUUGAUGUCUGGUGAACGCAGUAACCGUGUAAUUGCAGCAGAUUUCAAUGCAAGACACCCUAUGAGACCACCCAUCUCCCAUGCUACAGUUAGCAAACAGCUUGCUAAGUUUCGUGAAACUGGUUCAGUGUUGAAUUUGCCAAAAUGUGGACGCAUGAAAUCUGUCACUAAUGAAGAAACAUCAGUGGCUUUCCUAUCUUCAUUCAACAAGAGCCUACAGCAUAGCACUCGCCGCAUGUCACUGGAGAGUGGCAUUAGUCGAACAUCCCUUCGGCAGAUAUUAGCUACUCACAAAUCUCACCCUUACAAACUCCAGCUACUGCAGCAUCUCAACGAGGAUGACCCAGAUCGGCGCACUGAAUUUUCAGAAUGGGCAAAACAAAAAUUGGAACAGGACCCUCAGUUUACGCAGAUGAUUUUGUUCAGUGAUGAGGCAAACUUUUAUGUGAAUGGUGAAGUUAACAAAUAAAACAACCGCUAUUGGUCUGACACUAACCCACAUUGGAUAGAUCCCUCCAAGACUGUUGGAACACAAAAAUUGAUGGUAUGGUGUGGUAUAUGGAGUACAA